GCAGUGGCUUGGCUAAAACGAGUCGACGGAGAAAACAACUUUAAAUAUCGCUCUUUUUUCGUACAGUCAUGUUUAAAAAGCAGGACUCAGGCAAGAGAAAAAAUCACAAUAACGUCAACAUGACGUUAUCAACGAGAGUACACGUGGGCUCCAGUUGCACCCCUGCCCGGUCUCUGCGCUUGACGGCGGGCAACGCGACGCGCGUGGCCGUUGUGGUUCCGCGCGGAGCGCGCAAACGCGUCUCUCGGGUCUCGGUGCAGCAGGCGCACGCACCCCGUCGUCGCGUCGCGGUCCGAGCAACAGAGUGCUGUGUAUACACCCCCGCCCACGUAUUAUUUUGUGCGGUCAGCCCGAAGUCAGCCAGCCAGCCAGCCACGCUUCCUCCGAUCUCGCGAGCGGACGGGGAACCGCCUGGCCUAGGGACAGCCGGGGCGGAUGAUGCAUUCGUUAUUUCACGAGGGGCAACCACGGGCCGCGCCACCGUGCCACGUAAGGAAGCUUUAAUGUGACAUCGCGGACGAGCAUGAUUCUGGCUGGAUCAGACCACUUCCUAGCGGUACCUGUGGAAGCGACUGCAGUUCUGGGUGCCGUUGCUGGUUUCAUAGUCCUACUGCUGGCUCUCUUCCUCUACUUAUCCCGGAAGUGGUGCUUCACACCGCCCUCGUCCACCGCGCUCUUCGGCGGAGUCUGUGUGCCCCUCUGUGAGUCCACCAACAGCUCCACAUCUCAAAUCUCGAAAAACAUAGGGAAGGCAUUCUCCUACUCGGAUCCAGAAACAAGCUCCGAUUCAGAGGAAGACGCCCUACGACGAUUGAACUCGCGUUCGCAUCCCCCGCCGGAUACACUGACUAUCCAAGCGGAAGAUGGACCGACUACCAUUGUGGAUGCUGGGACGACUUCCAGCAGCUGCACCGAGGAACAUCCUCCAGCAGAUCAACAACAGUGCGUAGUGGAAGUCGGGGCUUCCAGCAUCAUACUUGACAGCAGGGAGCAGGAAAUAGAAGUUGAGCAAAAUGAAUCGACGAGUAACGACGUCAUCAGGACGAUGGGUACAACGACUACCGAGGAAGUUGGCGGCCUGGAAGUCGCUUUCUUAUAUGACGCCCCGAUGCGCGAGAUGACAGUUCACGUGCUGCAAGGUCGAAACUAUCCUCCCGGUAUCGGUGGUAGCCAGGUACGGUUGGUCCUUCUACCGUCGAAGAAGCAGAGACGCAAGACUCGAGUCCGUCAAGGAACGUCCCCGCAGUACAUGGAAAGCUUCUUGCUUCCCCGUGUGAACCCAGAAGACGUAAAUGCGAUGGGAGUGCGGCUCAGAGUGUACCUCUGGGGCGGCAGGAUGAUGCGUCGGGAGAGAUUGUUGGGCGAAGCCAGAGUGUCUUUCGAUCAGAUCAACCUCCAGCUGGAGACUACUCUCUGGUUGACGCUUCAGCCGCCGCUAUCUUCCUCGGCACAGGAUUGGGGAACCACCAGCAGUCUCACUCGUAGCGACUCCACAGGAUCUCAACAGUCAGUCCAGUCGUACGCCUCACCUGCCGUACCACCUUACGGCAGCAGCAUGAAGGGCGGUAGUGUCGCGGAAAUUCUAAUCGGUCUGGCAUACAACGGCACGACGGGCCGCUUAUCGGUGGAGAUAAUCAAGGGUUCGCAUUUCCGCGGCGGGGGAGGAAAUGACACAAAACCACCUGAUACCUACGUGAAGCUCGCCCUGGUCGACAGCAACGGCCACGAAAUGGGCCGGUCGAAGACUGGUCUGAAGCGUGCCCAGCCAAACCCUCUCUACAAGGAGACUUUCAUAUUCCAGGUCGCUUUGUUCCAACUGGGAGACGUCACGCUCUUCUUGUCCGUAUACAAUCGCCGACGGGGUGGAAUGGGCAGGAAGGGACGGGAGAUGAUCGGCUGGCUGUGCCUCGGCCUGAACAGCUCCGGGUCCGAGGAACUGCAGCAUUGGAACGACAUGCGAACGGCAAGACAGCCGACGCAGGUACAACGCUGGCACUCGCUGCUGCGUCCUUGAAGUGGCCGCGAGCGAGCGCUUGCCAUGGAUUGAUGAUUCUUGGAGCAGUGGCUCUCGAGCGUGGAUGGACCGGAUUUGAGCCUCGGUAGCUCGCUGAGGAACGUAGGAAAAAGGAGACGCAUUUCCGGGAGAAGGAACAGCCGCUCGCGGCGGUCUUGUCUCGAGAGGGAUCUCGACUACUUUCUCCUUAUCUCGCGGAGACACGCCGUGUACUGCCCGGUUAAACAACAAAAGUCAAUACUUCAGUCGAUCUGUCAGUCGCAAGUCGGAUCCCGAACAACGCAAGUGUCCAAUCACGACGUCUCAUAAAGACGUCCCGUUGACCUCUUGGAUGUGCGUUCGUUAGACGAGUAACGCGAGCGUCUAAUAGUAUUGUAAGAAUCAUCUGAAAGAUGCCGAUUUCUCGAAUCGGUUUGUCGAACACGAGUCCAACAGCGUACACUAUGAUGUCCUAAAAUUGCGCUAACUUCUCACACGUCUGUCAGACGAGAACAAGCGUGUUUAUUAACAUUGCGGAGAAACGUUCUCUAGAUCACUGUAAGAUGUUCGUUGAAUGAGGGCUAAGCAAGCAUCUAGUGGCGUCACAAAGGCGUCUGAAAGGCGAGGUACCAAUUUUCUCGAACGCCUGUUGGACAAACGCAAGUGUUUUUUCUUCAAGUGGCGUCUCGUCCAGAGGCGUCUGCGGAGGAACGUUCCAACAUCAUGCGCGAGAAAACUCUUAGACGCCCUCUUAGAGGUUCCUCGGGCUUUUGUUUUUGUUGUUCGGGAUGCUGUUUGGGAUGUUGUAAAUCUCUGAGUUGCAAACUCUCACGUCUAAAUGUACCAAGUACAUUCCCUUUUUGAUACGCUGGUGAGAGCAGAGCGGGUGGGUUGUCUUCAAUGUCGAGGGUUCCGACGAUCGCGUGCCGUUGACCGACGCACCGGCCCAAUUCAUCGUGCCUGUCCUGUCACGUGGUGCGACGCUCUCCGACUCGACAUGUGCCUGAGCCAAUCUGAACCGUUUAUUCUUUACUUUGUGCCUUUCACCCUUUUUAGGCCGCGCGCCACGCUAAACGCAGAGAAUCGUCGUGGAACGUAAGGCGGAAUUCGAGCGGCCGGCGAACUCGCUCCGAGAUGGAUGAUUUGCAUCUCUCGACUUCACUGUACUGUAAGAUGCCGUAAGGGUGGCCACGCGUCAAGAAAACGCGGAAUUUCGAGCCGAAAGUGAGAAGACGGUGCACGACAGGAUCGUUCGAAUUUGAUUUGCACGAAAGGUGCGAGAGUCAAUUGCACCUUUGGAGACAUGGUAUUCAAUCGCAGUGAACAACGGGAGCUUUGAAUUUUGCAAAUAAUUCGUGCGUCCACCCUCAAGAUAAGACAACACCGACACAGUGAGAAUUGUCAUCAUGCGAUCGUAACUAUUGUUUUGUAGAACAAUAACGAAAUUGUUGAGACGCCUUGGCUUGCUAUUCGCUGUUUUCAAGCGCGUCGGGUGAUCUGCUAGAUGCGCGAGUUAAUAUAAUAUCGAUAACAAGCAAAUUCGGGUUCUCAACAUUCUUUUUCUCGAUGCUUUCAGUGUAUUCACAGUCUCAUUAAUUUUCGUCGCUAGGUAACAAUUUUAGGUAAAAGCUUUCGAGAUCGGAUGUAAAGUUAUAUUUACUUUUAUCGAAAAAUACAUUCUCGCUCGCGGUUUAUUUGCCUGUAAAAUCGCUCCAUUUUAUGAAAAACGCGUUGUCACAUUGUGGACGCGCUGUCUAAGCAUCUCGGCAACGCCGUUGUUGUUCUUCAAGUUGUGAAUCAUCGCUUUUACUGUGUCGCGGUGUGUCAGUAUUGAUCCAUCUUAUAGUACAUUCGACGAUAUUCGAUCUGCUUGUGCUUGUUCGCACGAAUCGAUACUAUGAAUAUUGGGCCCGUGUUCUCGCCGCGCCUUUAAAGUAAAAGUGCUAAUAUUCGGACAUGUACCUAAUCCUGGACAUUCUUAUUGUUUGGUCUUUAAAUAUAGAUAUUUCAAAUUUUCAACAUGAAAAAUAUAUACACAAGUAUUAUGUAUAUACAUACAUUUUAUGUUGAAAGUUUAAAUAUUUGUAUUUAAAGGCCAAAGCAAUAGGAAUGUUCAGGAUUAGACACGUGUCCGGGAAUUGAUACUUUUACCUUGACGUGUACGAACUAUCCGAUUUCCAUCAUUUGGUAUCGGUAUCCAUAACAUUGUACUCGGUAUAUCGUGAGCCGGGAGUCAGACAUUACCUGAACGAAGCGCAAACGCCUCGACAGUCGAUUCUGACAGGAGUUCGCGCAAAAGUGGCGGCCACCAUUUUCCGCCGACUAAGACGUCGAAUUUCGCGAAACAACAUGGUGAUUCAUCCUGACUCUAUUUGGAUGAUGAAUCGAUGGUAUUGCCUUGCUUGAAAUGAUAAAUACAAAACAACAAGAUUAUGUUCAAUCUGAAUUUCCGUGUAAAUCAAUCUUCGUGUUAUUCAUUCCCAUCGAUUUAAGUUGAAAUUCAGGCUAAACACUAUUACAUAACAUUGUCGUUUUGUAUCUACUAUUUUAAACAGAUCGGCUAAGUAGUAGUAUAGCUGAACUGUCCGUUGACCCUCUUCCAAUAUCGAGGAAGCUCGUUACUAGCCAGCAAAGUUCAUGCCAGCUGUUCCGCUCGCCAAGACGCUAUGCUUUUGCAUUUACGUUCUUUUUUAUAUACAACGGUCUUCAUUAACCUUUAGAUUAGUCCGGUUCACUUAGCCGCAACCUUUAAUCCUAAUCCAAAGUGGCGUCUUACACUUCGCUCAGGUAUGUCUGAAGGAGUUUAGAAUCGAAACGGACUUAGAAGCGGCGAGCAAGUGGCGUUAAACUAUGGAUUAAGAACACGGGUGUAUGUUGGUGUCUUGAGAUGGUUCGAGAAUGGAUUGAUACAUGCGCGCGGGUGGCAAUUGGCGCUGUGACAUAAUGACGACGAUGACGAUGACGAUAACGACGAUGACGACGACGACGACGACGACGACGACGACGACAUCGAUGUUGAUAAUAGUGAUGAUGACGACGAUUUCAGACGAAGAUAUCUCGAUCGGGUAUAAAUCAAGGCGUGUAACGAGGAGCGGGGCGAUUCACACAAUUCAAUGACGCACAAUGACUCGCAAAACGCACUCCGUAAACGCAGAUGUGAUUGUAGAGUCGAUAUAACUGUAACUCGAUUUAGAAACAUACACGAGUACAUGAGUACGUACGUUAGAUAGAGAUGUUAUAAUCUGUAACGUUAAUAUUAUAUAUAGAGGGAAUUUAUGGGACGAGUACACACGAGGGGGUUCCCGCCGUGUUGCUGCACGUUGCAUGUACCGUUAGGGUGUCGCGAUUUCGAUGUAUCGCGCGGAAUAUUUCUUUCGUUGUUCGGGCAUUUUGUACGAGAGGCUCGCGCCUGUUACCUAAAUAUCAGACGCCUAGUCGUUAUUCGACAACGCAAAUAACAGACUCUUCCAGAUAGCACAGGAAUAUUCUAUGAAUAUUCCUUAUAUAUAUUUGUACAUUCUACGAAUGUAUUAAAAAUAUUGUUGUAUGUUGACAGUACGCUCAUAAUAUGUUCGAAUGAUACAAAUGUUCUAUGAAUGUGCAUAAAAUAUUUGUAAAAUGUAGAUUAGUUAUUGACUUUGUGCUUUUACAGUUAUAAAAGAAUAAUUCGUGUAUUCUAUUUCGUAGAUACGUUACAUUACUAAGUUAUAACAAAUGCAUAUUACCAUUCGGAGAACUUUUCAGUUACGUAAAUGCAUUGCACAUGUGCAAUGAAUAAAUUUUACGAAUGUUCUUUUCUAUUAUAAAUAUACUAGUUCCCGCCUGCUAUAUUAUAUGUAUUAUUCAUAGAAUAUUCGAUUUGAAUAUUCUGGAAUUAAGAACACUCGUAUUUCAUAAAAAUAUUCAUAGAAUGUUUUGCGCUAUCUGGGCUACUUGCGCUUCUCCUUGGUCGACAGAAGCGUCUCGAAGAGGAUGUUGUGAGUACACAUACAGGUUGUUUCUCGACGCCCUUCAAAUCGAGGGAAACGCUGUAAAAUAGCUGAGAGAUUCUCAAAAAAAGUAUCUGAAAAGUUCGCACAUGUGUUAUACGUAUUUGCAACAUCUAUUGAAUGUUCGUGUUAACCGAAUUGUUAUCACUGUAUUAUGGCAGAUACGGAAGGGACGGCAUCAAUAUAACGUGGAAGAUGAGCUUAGACCAAAAGAAGAAAAAAAGAAAACGAAAAAAAAUCGUCAGGGGACCCCCGGAUAAAGCCGGUGACUGAUUAACGGACAAACAGAUGCUGUGAAUUAUUUAACGCUUGACUUUUUCAAGCCUCUAGUGGUAAAUUUUCAUCGUGGUUAUAUUAAUCCAUGCUCGAACUAUUCUGUCACUUGCGUUAGGAGUAAAAGCGAUCGCGCGGUCUCAGAAGUGUUCCCUCGGAGCACAGCAGACUUUCUCGUCACGUUCUUCUAGCGCGAGGUUCCUCUUGUGUCUACAUUUAGCGCCAAGUGUACGCCGCCAUUCAAAUCGAAUUGUUCCCCCCCCGAGUGAGAGAGACUCGAGGAAGCCCGUUGAUUUUCGUCCCAUCAUUUGUCGCUCGAGUGUCUUUUAUGCGUUGCUGUGAUGAUUGCACACAAUUCCAUCUCGUAGCUCGACAUUAUCUUCAGCUGUGAACACAAACGGUCUCACUUGGCGCUAAAUACAAAAUCCAUCACGAUUUAUAGCAUUAGUAUGAUUUACAUAAAGCUAUCAUAGAUAGCUAUAUAUAAUCAUAUUAUUGUUAGAGAGCACUUCUGAGCCUUAGCGAUGUCAUCGUAUAAUGUACAGUCUGUUUAUAAACGGCACGAUACUGAUGGGGGGGGGGAGAGAAUUACAUUUAUCUAAAUCAAGUAAACGAGGUAGUUGAUCUCUCGAUUCGAGGUAACCGAUCAUUCGUUUUGUAUAACGCGAGCUGGAAUUAGAGGAAUUCCAAGAGUUCCAGUCGGCAUAUGAAGUAAUUCAUUAGCGGGUAGUUUUUCAGGGUAAUUUUUAGGCCUUUUACUCCUUCGAAUCUGAUGUAACAUAAUCGUGAUAAUAUUAAUCUUACAGCGUUUUUCACACUUUGCGUGAUAAAAGUCGACGCCGCUGGCUUCGUAUAGGGUGACCAGACCUCCCCAUUUUUCAUCAUACGACACAUACUUGGGUCUCAAAAAUGAACCCUUUCGUCAUUCUGGCAGAUCUAACGAAUCUUUCUAGAUUAGAAGUUUUCCGAGGAAGGACGAGCCUUCUCGCACCUGAAUUCAGCCGAUUAAGGUUCCGUUCGAGCUUCGAAAUUAAACGAAGAAUCGGUCCAUCUGUUUGUGAGUAGAGUAUUUUGCGCAUUAUUAUAUCGAACUUAUAGAAAUGAAGCGUAAGUGUGUGUAGACAUGUGCGUGUGCGUGUAUGUGUAAACAAGAGCAGAUACAAUAGGCAGUGAGACGUUAUUUUCCCUCAUUUUUCGCGGAUAUCUGGUCACCCUAGCUUCGUAUAGUGGACAUGCUGCAGAACUAGGUAGGACUCGUCUGCCGGUAGAUGCUUGCAGUAUCGACAAGAGACAAAGUCGAGCAUACCAACGCAUUGAAUUAUCUUGCAACGAGGAUUCAUUAAGGCCGUUCUAUAAUUGUGUAAGUGUGGUCACAGGUGGUUGUGAGUGAUUACGACAACCAGUUACAAUAAAGCAAUCAGUGAACAAAACACUCCGAUUGGUUGGCUUUUACGUUCACGACCACGCUCACGCGAUUGUAGAAUAGUCUUUAAACAUUGCAACAAAUACGAGCAUACAAAAGGAAGAUAAGUGUGUGCGAUGAUUUCUAGAUUUUAUUACAGAGUCACGAGAGAUAAUACGUACCGUAAUCAAUCCCGUCGUUCUAAUUUAUUGCGGUAUUUCAUCCAUUUCCCGAGGAAGGCAUGAGAAAACGAUAGAGAGGAAACGACCAGGUCGCGAAGAUUAUAAACAGACUACCGUUGGAUUUUGAUCUAUAUUUUAUCUACAGCACCCGUUUUUUCUCUCUCGAUAAGCAUCAAUUCAAGUUUGAAUGUCUACUGCACAAACUAAUUACCUUAAUCAAUGUUAUUACGUACUUAUAAAUUAACAAUAAUUAUUAUAUCCAUCGCGUUUUAUAAAAAUGUAUUCUAAUAUAUAAUUAAAUCAAUAAAUUUACGAAUAUA
This is a messenger RNA of Odontomachus brunneus, 8159 nucleotides long. It is a transcript of the gene Syt14, whose product is annotated as synaptotagmin-14. The record is from RefSeq and is a predicted model, not a curated record. Bases 524 to 2014 code for a protein of 496 amino acids. Lineage: Eukaryota; Metazoa; Arthropoda; Insecta; Hymenoptera; Formicidae. The transcript has 9 exons.